AUGUUUAAUAGAAGUAAUAUUAAAAACGGGUUAGCCCCCGUAUCGAGGUCAUUUCAGAGAAAUGUUGCUAUGAAGGGUGAUGUUCAUUUAUCCAAUAGAAGAGUAAUGAGAAAGAUUAAGCUCGGUAAAGCUAGACCUGCGAUUUUCCACCAAUUUGAAACAUUAGUAGAACUUAGUGAUGGUUCAGUCAUUAAAAGAAGGUCCCAAGCACCUAAGGAUGAAAUAAGAAUGAUUAACGAUCAAAGAAAUAGUACAUUAUGGAAUCCACACAGAUCAGACUUGGCAAGCAUCAAUCCUAAUGCUACAGGUAAGGUUAACAGAUUCAAACAAAGAUUCUCUUCGUUUGAGCAAAAAGAUGAUCAAGAAGUAGCUGAUGUUGAAAUGGAAAAUGCAGCUGAUAGCGAAAAUAUCCAGACGAAAUCAAAACAUGAUGACUAUAUUGAAUUAAUGGGGCAUAACGUGGAAGAAGUUAAAGGCGGAAAGUUGUUAGACAAAAAGUCAAAUAAGAAAAAGAAAUGA
This is a messenger RNA of Debaryomyces hansenii CBS767, 519 nucleotides long. It is a transcript of the gene MRPL36, whose product is annotated as mitochondrial 54S ribosomal protein bL31m. The record is from RefSeq and is a predicted model, not a curated record. The transcript has a single exon. Bases 1 to 519 code for a protein of 172 amino acids. Gene Ontology annotation, biological process: mitochondrial translation. Gene Ontology annotation, cellular component: mitochondrial large ribosomal subunit. Lineage: Eukaryota; Fungi; Ascomycota; Pichiomycetes; Serinales; Debaryomycetaceae. Gene Ontology annotation, molecular function: structural constituent of ribosome.